AUGCUGCGCUCUGUGGUUGCCGCUCUCUUGAGCGCCUCCACCGCCCUCGCUCUUUGCAGCCCAGAGAACCCGUGCCCACAGAGCUCGCCCUGCUGCUCCCAAUAUGGCGAAUGCGGUGUCGGCGCUUACUGCCUGGGCGGCUGCGACCCUCGAGCCUCAUUCAAGCUCGAAGCCUGUGCUCCCGCCCCGGUCUGCAGCGACAAGAAGAUGACGUUUGACAAGAUCGACAAGACGAGCGUUGAUAUCAGCAAAUAUUACGGCGACGCUAGCAAGGCUGACUGGAUGGUCCAGGGCGAGGUGGUGCAGUACAACGACUACGCCCUCAUGACCAUGGCCAAGGACACACCUGGCACUGUACUGGCAUCCACCGAGUAUAUGUGGUACGGCAACGUCAAGGCCACGAUGAAGACGAGUCGCGGCCGUGGUGUAGUCACCGCCUUUAUUCUGCUUUCUGAUGUCAAGGAUGAGAUUGACUACGAGUGGGUUGGAGUCGACCUCGGCAUGUCCCAAACCAACUAUUACUACCAGGGCAUUACAAACUAUGGCAAUUCGGGCAACAUUACCACCGAUGACACAUUUGGCAGCUGGCACGAGUACGAAAUUCGUUGGACUCCCGACAAAGUGGAGUGGCUGGUUGAUGGUACAACCCACCGCACCAAGGAGCGCAAGGACACAUGGAACAAGACUGCCAAUGCCUGGGCGUUCCCCCAGACGCCCGCUCGUAUCCAGCUCUCCAUCUGGCCAGGAGGCAAGGCUAGCAAUCCUCCGGGUACCAUCAACUGGGCCGGUGGUGUCAUCUCGUGGGACACCCCCGAUGUCAAGAACAACGGAUACUAUUACGCUGCUGUCAAGUCUGUCGAGGUGAAGUGCUACAGCGCUAAGAGUGCACCUGGAACAAACAGCGGCAAGAGUUACGUGUACACGGAUGCCAGGGCCACCAACGACACGGUCAAAGACACGGACAAGAGCACCAUUAUCGGCUCAUUUAGCGCUACUGGUCUCGACAUGGACGCUGGUAAGACUGACACGAAUAAGCCCACGCCCUCGCAGGCUUCCGUACCUGGCGGCGGCAUCCCGGGCAAAAACGACCACGGCGACGACAAACCCAGCGGUGGUAGCGCUGCCCCGGUCACGCCUCCGGCCCAGGGCCUGGACCCCAAGACCUGCGACCCCAAGACCUUUAACCAGGAUUGCAGCACCCCUGAUGCCGAUGGCACGUCGAAAAAUGCUGGCAAGAACUCGGGCUCUCAGUUGCAGGCGAGCAUGCUGGCCAUUGUCAUUGCUGGUGCUGCUCUCUUCUGCCUAUAA
Molecule: messenger RNA, 1308 nt
Organism: Cordyceps militaris CM01
Lineage: Eukaryota; Fungi; Ascomycota; Sordariomycetes; Hypocreales; Cordycipitaceae
Product: Glycoside hydrolase, family 16
Exons: 3
Coding region: 1-1308 (435 amino acids)
Biological process (GO): carbohydrate metabolic process; fungal-type cell wall organization
Cellular component (GO): fungal-type cell wall
Molecular function (GO): glycosyltransferase activity; hydrolase activity, hydrolyzing O-glycosyl compounds
Source: RefSeq, a predicted model, not a curated record